Molecule: messenger RNA, 3804 nt
Organism: Equus quagga
Lineage: Eukaryota; Metazoa; Chordata; Mammalia; Perissodactyla; Equidae
Product: UDP-glucuronosyltransferase 2C1-like
Exons: 6
Coding region: 67-1656 (529 amino acids)
Molecular function (GO): UDP-glycosyltransferase activity
Source: RefSeq, a predicted model, not a curated record
GGCCUUUUGACUGUGAAAUUCAUGCAGUUGGUUUAAGCCCGGAUUUUGUUAGAGCAGGAGCUGAUCAUGAAGACUGUGAAAGGCUUCUGUGUGCUUUUCAUGCUGCAUCUGUGUUUCUUUGACUCUGGAAGGACUGGGAAAGUACUUGUAUGGCCCAUGGAUUUUAGUCAUUGGAUUAAUUUAAAAGUUAUUCUGGAAGAACUCCAUCUUCGUGGGCACGAAAUAACCAUACUGGUACCUUCACCCAACCUUAUGAUGGAUGAUAGCAAGAUUCCCUUUAAUGUAGAGAGCCUUCAACUUUCAGUAACUAAAGAAGAUCUCAUGGAAGAGUUCAAUAACGAUUUCUAUACAGCUAUUUUUGAACUGCCAAGACUUUCGUGGUGGGACACGCAAGUAAAACUGAUAGAAUUGAACAAGAAUUUUUUAAGAACACUCAAAAGAGCAUGUGACAGUGCUAUCACAAAUACGGAGUUACUCAGCAGGCUACAGGCAGCUAAGUUUGAUAUCUGUGUUGCUGAUCCUUUAAGCUUUUGUGGGGAGCUCUUGGCUGAGCUUCUCAAUAUUCCAUUUAUAUACUCUUUUAGAUUUUCUGAGGGGAAUGUCAUUGAGAGAGUGUGUGGAGGGCUUCCCUCUCCUUCUUCUUAUGUUCCUGGCAGCACGACGGGACUGACAGACAACAUGACUUUUGUACAGAGGCUGGAGAAUUGGUUAUUUUACACAAUGAAUGAUAUGAUGUUUUUAUAUUUUCUAUUUCCGGAAUGGGAUGACUAUUAUAGCAAGGUUUUAGGAAAACCCACCACAUUAUGUGAAAUUAUCAGGAAAGCUGCAAUGUGGUUGAUUCGAACUUCCUGGGAAUUUGAAUUUCCUUACCCUUAUUUACCUCACUUUGAAUUUGUUGGAGGACUACACUGCAAGCCCGCAAAGCCCCUCCCUAAGGAGUUAGAAGAAUUUGUCCAGAGUUCUGGCAAAGAUGGAGUUGUGGUAUUUACUCUGGGGUCAAUGAUCCAAAACCUCACCGAAGAAAAGACUAACAUGAUUGCAUCAGCUCUUGCCCAGCUUCCACAGAAGGUUCUGUGGAGAUACACAGGAAAGAAACCGGAUACAUUAGGACCCAACACACGGCUAUACGACUGGAUUCCACAGAACGAUCUUCUCGGUCAUCCCAAAACCAGAGCUUUUAUCACUCACUGUGGAACCAAUGGAAUCUAUGAAGCUAUUUACCAUGGGGUCCCUAUGGUGGGAAUUCCCAUAUUUAGUGAUCAGUUUGGUAAUAUUGCUCGUUUAAAGGCCAAAGGGGCAGCUGUUGAAGUAGACUUGCAUUCAACGACCAGUUCCAAUCUGCUUAACUCUUUGAAGGCAGUUAUUAACAACCCUUCCUAUAAAGAGAGUGCUAUGAGGUUGUCAAGAAUUCACCACGAUCAGCCUAUGAAACCCCUGGAUCGAGCAGUCUUCUGGAUUGAGUUUGUCAUGCGCCACAAAGGAGCCAAACACCUGCGGCCAGCCUCCUACAGUCUCACCUGGUACCAGUACCGUUCUUUGGAUGUGCUUGGGUUCCUGCUAGCCUGUAUGGCAACUAUUAUGUUUCUGGUCACAAAAUGUUUCCUGUUUUGUUGCUGGAAGUUUGGUAAGCCAGGAAAGAAGAAAAAGAGAGAGUAGUUUUCUUUGAGUUUGGCUGGAAACCGUGAUAGGGCUCAUCCAAAUUAAUUGAGCUGCUUAUUUGAACAGAUUCCUCUCCUACUCUCCCAAGCUCUUCUCCAUUUCUUAGCUUAUUAAGUCAGAGAUUAAAGACUCUUCCAAGGAGUUGACAACUUGAUUUAGAAUGAAGAUUUUAAGUAAUUUAGCCUUUCAAAAGUGAAGAUAAACCUAUAAGUACAUGGAAGUUACUACUAUUCAAAUCCUAGUCCUUUACUUUAUACAUUUGUUUCAUUUCAACAAAUUGAGAUGAAAAUGGAGGCCUUGGGAACAUAAUGAUUAAUUCUAUAUUCAAUAUCAAUCAUAUUGAACAUUUUCUAAAGAGUUGAUAUCAUUUUGGUUCCUCUAUCUUAUAAUUACAGCAUAUUGUCUAAAGCAACCAGACAAGAAGUAGCAUAGAGCACGCUAUAGCCAGAGCUUUGCUUCCAGUUAGAAAUAUCAGGAGACUGUCAGGGUUUCUACUCUUCUAUGACGCACAUUUAUACCAUCAAUUUCCUUUCAUAUAACCCAUCUGACUUUGUUCUCCUUGGAAUACAAAAUGCUAUUUUUGUCUUUGAUGUGCAGAUCUACUUGAUUUGGAAAUUAAUAAUAAUAGUACUUGAUUUGUAUUGUAACACUGUGUGCCUUCAGAGAACUAGUUGAUUCUGACAAGUUAGUAUGAUUGGUGGUAUGCUAGAGCAAAGCAAAUGACUGCAAUUUAACACCUACCUUCUUAAGUAAUUUAAAAAUUUUAAAAAAUUCUUCCCUAUACUAAUUGUACUUAACCAUAUUUGGAAAGCAAAGGCAAAAGUACUUUGCUACACUGCAGAUAUUUUGGGGAGAAAACGCUUUUCUCAGAAAUGUUACUUGCUAUGGGGGUGAUUUCUCCACCUAACCAGAAACUCAAUCAGUUUGCCCAUUUCUUCUUAUUCCUUUCCUCCAUCACUUCACCUUGUCCUCUCAUAAGCUGUACCGUGACAACUAUACCAGGCACAAGUACUUAGGCUUCUUGUUACCUAGCAUUGGCUAGAAAUCUGCAGUCAACUUUAGGAAGUAAGUUUAAUUUUAAUAGAAUUAAGGCUUUCUCUUCCAAUAUAUUUGACAAUUCUUUGUCCUUAAGGUCAAAGAAUUAUUCAAUCUAACUGUGAUAAUUUUGUCUAUUAAGCAAGUUUAGUAAAUGAUUUAGCACAAAGUUUGACAUUUAUAACCAAAGCUUAAGAGACCUGAACUCAUGUCUCUGUCCUAGAGUAAUACAGAUCACUAGGGGAUAUCUGCCUUUUGACACAAAUAAGAGGACACAAUAGUGACAGAAAUAAGAGGAAGCAAACUAAUUAAUUCUCAGGUGGGAAGUUAACUUUAAAGAAACAUAGGAGAAAAAAUAUAUAUUCCAAAUUUUAUGAGAUUUUGAGAUAAUUGGAUAAUUAUAAUGAUUUAAAGUGUAGAGUUUAAAAAAUGUAAACACUAAUGCUGCUUGGUUUAAGAUCUCAUUAAUGUAAUCAGAGCAAUAAUUUAUGGUGCUGCUGAAUUAUUUAUUCCAGUAAUAAGAUGAUGCUCUUUCCUAUCAUGGCCUUUAAAUCAUAGCUUAAUCUUUGAUCAUUUGAUGUCAAAGUCAAGAUAUCCUUUCACUUUUUUAUUAUUAUAAGAUUAUGUAACAUAAGUAAAGUAAACUCAAGAUUUGAAAGUUUAUUAGCGAUUUCUGAGUUUGUUCAAAAGAACUACCCAGACAAAUAGAUGAAUAUAUUCUAUCUUGUAGAGAUAAAUGCAUUUCUUAGAAACAAAUACUUAUCUAUUUAAUUCAUCUAUAGACCAUUAUAUCAAAUAUAAUAACAUUCUGGUAAUAAUUUUCAAUUUGCAGAGGCUAAGCCUUUGUAACUUACUGCACUUUUUCCAGUUGAAGUUUUAAUAAGAACACAUUUUUCAAGAGUUUAAUUAUUUCUGGUUUUCUUAGUCAGUUAAAAGAGCAUAUCUUAAAAUAAUUUAUUUUUAAACUAUUUACAAUUCAUAUGUGACUAUGUUAUCAAACUCUGCUCACUUUUCUUCUGGAUCAUACCUUAAUUGAAAAUCAAAUAGGUAGCUGCAAAUAUGUUGUACAUAUUCGCAUGCAUAUAUAGAGGAACAAAAAGUUAUGCUGUA